Molecule: messenger RNA, 1575 nt
Organism: Helobdella robusta
Lineage: Eukaryota; Metazoa; Annelida; Clitellata; Rhynchobdellida; Glossiphoniidae
Exons: 13
Coding region: 250-1575 (441 amino acids)
Source: RefSeq, a predicted model, not a curated record
CAGACUUACAAAUGUUGGUAUAAUUUUUAUAUAAUAUAAACAUGUGACAAAAAUAACAUCUUUAGUUUUUUGUUGCGUUCAAUCUAUUUAUUAAAAGAUAGACAUAAUAGUAAAUGAAUGUGAGCGAAUAACGAAGGAAUAACUAACUAGAAACAGAACAAACAGCUAACAAUUAAUUAUAAUAUAUCAUUUUUCACAUUAACUAAGAAAUAAUAGUAAAAUAACAUAAUUCAUUGUAAGCUAUUAAUAAUGGCUGGAGAAAGCCUAAAACCUAUUAAAGCAAGCGGCAACAACAACAACCAAGGCGAUAAAACCAAAAUAAGCACAAAACAACUGCACAACAACUUUCACAAGUUGACAACAAUAAUUCAAAUGAAGAAAUGGAACAUAGUGAACAGUUUAAUCAUCGUCGUCGUCGUCAUCAUUGGUUACACCAUCAACGAAGAUACAGCUAAGCUGAGAGAGGAGCUGAUUUCGCUGAGGCGGAAUUUAUCGGAAAAGUCAGGUACUGGUUUGAAAUUUCGACUUGAAGAUGAUAACAGAGCGAAGGCAUUCCAAUUGACAUCUAAUCAGUUUAGGAGCAGGAGGGAAAGCGACAGCAGCAGCAGCAAUAGUAGUAGCAGCAGAAGCAGUAGGAGUAGUAGGAGUGGUGGCAGUGGUACUUGUCUUUGUCCGGCAGGGCCUCCGGGUACACCUGGAUUGCCAGGAGCUCCAGGUGAAGAAGGGAAAAAGGGAAAGAAGGGAGACAAAGGAGACCAAGGCCACCCAGGCCUUAUUGGACUUCCCGGUCGAAACGGAUUUCCGGGACCAAUCGGAUUAGAGGGACAGGGAGGUGAUAAAGGUGAACCAGGUCUGAAAGGCGAAAAAGGAGAUAAAGGUGAUCGAGGUUACGUAGGAGAGAAGGGUGACAUGGGACCCUCCGGAUUUGAUGGAAUGCCAGGGAACAAAGGGAACAGGGGACCUCCUGGCUUUCCAGUUGGUGUUGGCAAGGAAGGGAUUGAAAAGAUACACCUUUUGAAAGGUGAACCUGGUGAGGCAGGCCCUCCAGGUAAGCAGGGGCCUGUCGGUCCACCCGGAUUGCCUGGGUUCGAUGGAGUGUCUGGCCUACCUGGAGAAAAAGGUCAAAUAGGACCAAAAGGACCGCCGGGUGAACCAGGGAGAGAUGGAGAACCAGGCAGUUCUGGAGCUAAAGGAGAAAAGGGUUCGCCAUCAUUUUCAUCAUCGUCCCAAUUAUCGCCGAAUUCGUUUGCAUCUUUCGAAAGAGCCGACCAGAUGCUGGAACCAUUGAGUUCCACCGCAUACGCUAAUGAUUUCGUCAAAAGUUCUCAAGCUUUUUCUGGAUCUAUGAAUAAAAAAAUAGUUCUGCAGCUUAUUUUUCCCAUUAUUCCUUACCAGUCAGACGCUGGCUACAACCACCAUCAUCUCCAUCACCACUCCUUGCUGAAUUUUAAAAAAUGCGACAUGCACGUGACUGCACUGGCUGGCUCGGAGAAAGGUCCGGAGGAGAGGAUCGUUAAAUCUCAAACUAGUGCCAAAGUUCUCAAUAAAAAUAGAGGUGAUGCUGAAAGAUGUUAA